Messenger RNA from Papilio polytes (common Mormon), 1691 nucleotides. RefSeq names its product chitooligosaccharidolytic beta-N-acetylglucosaminidase (gene Hexo2). The transcript is spliced from 9 exons. Gene Ontology annotation, cellular component: membrane. Gene Ontology annotation, molecular function: beta-N-acetylhexosaminidase activity. Gene Ontology annotation, biological process: ganglioside catabolic process; carbohydrate metabolic process; glycosaminoglycan metabolic process. The annotation marks the transcript as partial. NCBI's taxonomy places the organism in Eukaryota, Metazoa, Arthropoda, Insecta, Lepidoptera, Papilionidae. The record is from RefSeq and is a predicted model, not a curated record.
AUUCUCCGUAACACUUCAACAAUGAAGCUUUACCGAGAGUGUGGUUGUAAGUGACUGGCAAUACCGAAAUUAUUCUGAGUAUGCGGAUGAUGGGCUGGCACUGGGUACUGUUAGCUACAGUACUUGUGCAAACUGCGCAAAGUGAUGAUGUACACAGCUUAGCAUUUAAUGUAGACACAUAUGAACCAUCAUGGGUAUACAAAUGCGAUCCGGAAUACGGAUGCGAGAGGUCAGACCAACCGUCUCAAGGUCACACCGUGAAUGCGACGAACGUCUACCAGAGCUUGGACCUCUGCAGAACUGUGUGCGGUCGCUUCGGCGGCAUAUGGCCAAGACCAGUCACUGCCUCAUUGAGUCCAAACACAGUUAAAAUACAUCCCAAUUACAUCAGGUUUGACCUAAGAGAUGUCCCCGUGGAGACGAGAGAGAUCCUGGUGGAAAUGACGCAUAUCACCACCGCUAAUUUAUUAGCUGAAUGCAGAGGGAACGUCACCGAUGUGGUAGCCACGCCAGUGACCGUCUUCUUAUCAGUCAAGUCCUCAAGUCUCGUAUUAACAUGGGACACUAACGAAGAAUACUUCUUAGAUGUUCAGAGUAAAGGUGAUAGCGUAACAAUUCAUAUAUCAGCAGAAACAGUAUACGGCGCGCGCCAUGCGUUAGAAACACUUACCCAUCUAACAGCCUCCGAUAGACCGGUUCACUCGAAUGAACAUAACUGCGGUCUUCACAUCGUCGCCGGCGCUAAAGUACGAGACAGACCCGCUUACGGUCAUCGAGGCUUGGUGCUGGAUACUUCUAGAAACUUCAUGCCUAUGGUCGAUAUAAAGAGGACGAUCGAUGGAUUGGCAGCCACUAAGAUGAACGUAUUUCAUUGGCAUGUUACAGAUUCUCACAGCUUUCCUUUAGAAUCAAAGAGUGUGCCGCAAUUUACCAAAUACGGCGCGUAUUCUGCACACGAGUUGUACAGGACCGAGGAGGUCCGCGAGCUGAUCCACUACGCGAAGGUGCGCGGCGUGCGCGUCGUUAUUGAGAUAGACUCGCCCGCGCACGCCGGCAACGGUUGGCAAUGGGGCAAGGAUUAUGGCUACGGUGAUCUGGCAGUAUGUGUGAACGCGGAAUCCUGGCGGAGGCUGUGCAUCCAGCCGCCGUGCGGGCAGCUGAACCCCGCCAACCAGGCCGUGUACCGCGUACUGAGGUCACUGUACAAGGAUAUACUGGACCUCAUGCCCAAGCCUGCGCUCUUCCACGUCGGAGGUGAUGAGGUACACUUAGGUUGCUGGAAUUCCAGUGAGGAGAUAGUUAAUUACAUGAAAAAUAAAGGCUUCGACACUGAUGUGGAAGGCUUCAUCAGAUUGUGGGCGGAGUUCCAUUCGAAGGUUCUCCAGAUUUGGGACGAAGAGGUCUUGGCUUCAGGAGGUGAGAAGCAGCCCGUUCUCAUUUGGUCUUCAGAACUCACCCAACCUGGAAGGAUCCAGAACUAUCUUGAUAAGGAUAGAUACAUAAUAGAAGUAUGGGAGCCAUUAAGCAGUCCCUUGCUGAGUCAGCUGAUGCGUUUGGGAUACAAGACGAUAUCCAUACCCAAAGACAUCUGGUACCUGGACCACGGGCUGUGGGGCAGCACCAAGUACUCGAACUGGCGGCGCAUGUACGCGCACCUGCUGCCGCGCGACCCCUCCGUGCUCGGCGGAGAG